Schistosoma bovis is the source of this 1328-nucleotide messenger RNA. The record is from the annotation of a GenBank genome assembly. Lineage: Eukaryota; Metazoa; Platyhelminthes; Trematoda; Strigeidida; Schistosomatidae.
CGUUCAUUCUGGAGUACCUGCUUGGACUCCGACCAUACUCUAAUACGAGCACGCAUCUGCUUGCGCCUCACUGGAUGCAGAAAAGCCACACUAAGAAGGCCCAUUAGAACUGAAUUGAGUAACGAGAAAACCAAAAGUAGGUUCCAGGAACAACUGAGGUCACACUUAAAUAGUUCUGAAAACGAGGCUGCUCUCAGUCCAGACGUUUAGGACGAUGCGCGGAACACUUUAGAGAGCAGUGUAGCUGGCCUUCAGCUAUUCUAAAACUGCUUACCAUUCCCAGAAAGCCUGAAUGGAACAUUGAAGUAGGUCCUUCAACUCGAAUUGAAGUGGAGAAAGCUAUAGCUAAUCCGAAACGAGGAAGGGCAGCUGGUUCAGAUGGAUUUGCUCCAGCGGUCUUUAGGUCUGGUGGUACAGUUUUAAUGAUUGGGUUGACUAAUAUUUUAGCUAAAACCUGGGAGUCGGAUAUAAUUCCAUCUGACUGGUGGCAAUCACUGAUCGUCCCAAUAUGUAAGAAAGGGUCAAAAUCAUCCUGUGAUAACCAUAGCGGGAUUAGUUCGACUAGUAUAGAACCUAAAAUACUAGCCUCAAUAAUUGUCGUACGCUUAACAAAGACUCGUAAGCUGCAAACACGAGGAAAUCAGGUUGGUUUCAGACCUGGUUGUGGCUGCAUCGACCACAUAUUCACCAUUCGUCAGGUUCUAGAACACAAGCAUACUUAUCGGCGUCCGACAAUGACAGUUUAUCUUGACUUAAAAGCAGCAUUUGAUUCUGUAGACCGGGAGGUUCUGUGUCAGUGUCUGUUAUUGAAAAGCGUACCUCAGAAGUACAUAAACCUUGUGAAGGCUCUUUACUCGAACACUACCAGUCGGAUCAGAGCUUAUGGAAAGUUGUCAUUUGAUUUUUCAACCUCAAGUGUUGUCCGUCAAGGCUGUCCACUAUCUCAAUUUUUGUUCAACUUCAUCAUAGGUAUAUUGAUGGAAAUAACGUUCCCGUCGACUGAAUUCUUGGGCAUUGAUCUCCCUCCAGGAGGUCCACUUAUCGACUUAGAAUACGCAGCUGAUAUAGUUCUGUUUUUCGAAGACGCUGAUAAAAUGCAGAGGUCUUUUGGUAGCACUGAGCAACAAUGCCAGGGUGUUUUGGACCCGUUUCUCCCCAUAUAAAUGCAAGUUAUCGCUUCAGGACUGACCUGCGUUAACACCUGAACUAAGGAUAGGGCGUGAAGUAGUCGGACGCGUUGACAACUUCACUUAUCUUGGAAGUCUGAUCAGCCCUAAUGCGUUGGUGUCUGACGAAAUCUCAGCACGGAUUCGAAAAGCUCGCUUGGC